Molecule: messenger RNA, 3662 nt
Organism: Sitodiplosis mosellana (orange wheat blossom midge)
Lineage: Eukaryota; Metazoa; Arthropoda; Insecta; Diptera; Cecidomyiidae
Exons: 12
Coding region: 1122-3155 (677 amino acids)
Biological process (GO): nucleoside metabolic process
Molecular function (GO): catalytic activity
Source: RefSeq, a predicted model, not a curated record
AGUGUGCACUCACACUGUGGCUGUGUGGUGCGUUCGCUACAGCGUACGCAACGUAACGGACAGAUGUAUGAGACGAAUCGCACACAGACACUCGCCGUCUACCGUGUUAGUCAUUCAAAACAUCGAAAUUUCAUAAAUAAAUGUACAACCGUCGCAUGUUCGCACAAUCGCGCUUGCCGCUCUGUGUAUACCAUUCACAACAGAUGAUAUUCAAACGUUAACCGAAAAAGUCGUGUUUGAGGUUUGCGCAAAAAAAACUUUUACACACAUCGUCCAAUUGAUUGUUGUUGCUAUUUUCGAUAGCCGCAUAAUCGUAGUUUGUUUAAGAGAGACACGAGUCAUCGAGACGGUUGAGAAUAAAAUCGAAAUUAUCACAGCAUCAAAAUUGCUUGACAUAUAAACCGUUCCAGUUUUGUUCUGUGUGCUAAAUUGCAAGUCAGAUAGAAUAUUCGAAAAAUAUUUUAACGAUUUCAAUCAAUGACAUCAUUUUGUUGAUUUCACAAGAACACACUUGAAACAAACACGUAUUCGCAACAGUUUUUGUUUUUUGCUUGUAAAACAAGCAAUAUCACCUUGGAGUUUUGUUCAAUUGUGUACUAUCAGUUAUUACAACAUACUUUUAUCACACGGUGUGCUCAUCCGAUGCCGGUUUCGUAAGCGAAUAGAAUACAAGUGCCAAAUGUUAAUUGAGUUCAAUUUGCAUUGACGUUAGUUUUUUCUCUCUUGAGUGUAUGUGAAUUUAUUUCAAUUGAAAAUCUUCAGUUUUGGUUAAUUAAAUCGAAGAAAGUGUAAGAAGAUCGAAGAAAACAAACCUUGUUGAAACAUUUAUUGUUUCUUCUACUGAGAAAAUUCAAUUGAUCCGGAAAAUUUUGAAGAAAUAUUUUGAAAAUACAUUGAAAUUAGUUUUGAAUAUAAAAUAUUGCAAAGAAAAGCAUAGUGUUUAAACGAUUUAGAAAACAAAGUGAUUAAUCUCAAGCGGUGGAAUUUUAAUUAAGAAACAUCUUUCGACGAGAACAAUUUCGGAGUUAGCCGGUGUGAGCAGCGAAAAUUAUUCGGUAAAUAGAACGACACACAAACACGUAACAGUCGCAGAAAAAACAACAACAACACAGAAAUAAAACAUGGCAACGUUUAUUCAACAUCCCCAACAUGCACCACCACCACCGCCGCCACCAAAGCCAAAGGCAAAAUCGACAAAUCACAAUUCACAUGAAAAUAACUAUGUCAGUAGUCAAGUUAGCUACAAACAGAACGGUAACAAUCACUACGAUUCGGUGCCACCGCUUGACGAGGAAAAAGUUGUGAUGACACCCAAAGGGAAGACCUCAAAUUCAACGGUGAUUUUAAUUGAACGCAAAUUGAUUGACACAAUCAAUGAAAGACAGCAUGUGGCCGGUGGCGAUCACACAGGCAUCAUUAUCAACAAAGAUACGGCCAACGGACUGGCAAAAUCUCAAUUGCCACAGGCUCAGUUGAGCCUGGAAUUUCGCGUAUUUUUGGUCAGCGGCAAUACAGGACAGCACUCACAAGAGUCACGUACACUUCGAUUCUGGUUUCGAUCAUGGAUUACAAACGAAGACAAACAAGCGCAUGUGGCACAAGAUUUCUUCCGUGAACUCGUCAGCCCAAAAGAUUUUCCAAGAGAUUAUGUCGGAUUCAUUAAAAAAAUUAUGAAGUUAAUGCAAAAGGGCUACAAUGAAAUCCAAGCAUUGGAAGUGGAACUACGAAUUAUGGAACAAACAUCGGCACCACCAUCGCGACCACCAAGAGAAGGUCAUUUGAUUUUUUGUUAUGGCGAUUGUGAGCGUAAAUAUGAAGAAGCGAUGGACUCGUUGCGUGAAAGCCGCACAGUUUCAUUCGAAGAUUCGCAAUACGAAGUCGUGCCAUUGACCGCAGAGAAGGUGCUUGAAUUCAUCGAACAAGCUUAUCCAAACCCAAUUACACCAGAGGAUUUAGCACGAAAUCAUGGCUGGUCCGAGGAAGAAGUGCUUCAAAUCAUGCUAUCACUUCAGAGUCGUGGUAUCAUCAAAGCCAUGGAAUUCAAUUCCUUCACUCGUAUCCAUCACGAAGACACGGAAAUCAAGGUCGUCAAACAAAUGCCAACUAUUGCUUCGAACAAGCAACCGACCAUCGCCAUUAUAACGGCACAAUAUUGUGAAAAGUUGGCCGUCGAUGCGAUGUUGGAAAAUAAAGAGACAUUCGUCCGGUAUACUACAGUGGGAAGUUCUUCUCCUGAAAAAGACCUAUCCAACGGUUAUCACACACAACAGAUGACGAAGAGCAAACGUUUCGGCGAAUCAAAUGUGUACACAUUGGGCAACAUUGGUGCGCAUCGCAUUGUUAGCACAAAAUUGCCAUCCGUGGGUAGUACUCGCGAAGCGAUGACAGCCACUGGAAACACAACAACACGUCUGUUGGGAACAUUUCAAAAGGUCGAUUAUGUGUUUAUCGUUGGCGUCGCUGGUGGCAUUCCACAUUACACUGAUUUCAAGAAACAUGUUCGACUUGGUGACGUUGUCAUUUCACAUAUCGAACAGAAUCGCUUGUUCAAUGGAAAUACAAACGAAAAGCCUAGCAUUUAUUUCUACAAUGGUGGUGAUGAGCAGGGCACUCGUCGUUACUAUCCAGUGAAUGCAUGUUUGCAAGAAAUUUCCAAAAAUCUGCUGUAUGCAUCAGAAGGAAAGCGGCCAUGGGAAGCGUACAUCAGAGAAGGGCUUCAACAUUUACAAGAACGCACGGAAAAUGAUUUUACACGACCAGCUGCAAACACCGACAAACUGUAUAUGAACAUUGGAAACGGAGAAGUGAUUGAAGUGCAACAUCCACAACCGAUGGUAGACAAUGUCGAUGGCAAUUCAUUCGGUCAGAACCGAUUGCAUUUGGGUCCAAUUGGAUCUGGCAAAGAAAUCGUACGAUCCGAAUCGGAACGUAUCGAAUUUGCACGAACACAUGGUUUACUUGCCACCGACGUUGAAAUGAGCUCCGUCUUGGACAGCAUCAUCGGCAAUUGUCGUGACAGUUUUAUCAUAGUCAAAGGAAUAUCGGACUACAAAGAUGGCAUCACGACCAAAAAAUGGCAAAACUAUGCUUCACUGGCCGCUGCAGCCGUGACAAAGUCAAUUAUCUGUGCAUUGGACGCUCCAACUAAUGUUUAGACUAUAUUUACCAAUUACCGAACUUACUAAAACAUUAUCUCUUUAUUGCAAUCGAAGAAUAACGACUAAUGCAAUAAUCUCAUAUUCCAAAUGUGUAGGUGAAUGGCUCACAUUAACAGUUAGAACAGUGAAUUUACAUGUAAUACGAAAUUGUUUGUAGUUUCAAUGAUAAACGAAAUAUUGAAAUCGAUAUGAUAGCAAAAAAAAAUCCACACCUAUUAAGCACUUCCAUUCAAAUAAAUAUACGAUUCUCUUCCCCAACCACAGAUACCACUUGGAUUGGUAUUUUAGAGAAAAAAAUUUAAACGACUAAUUCAAUUUUUUUUUUUAUAUUUAUUCGAAUAUUUAUUGUGAAUGAGAGCUUGUCGUAGAGAUAGGAGACAUGAAAAACACGCAUAUCUGAUUGGCGAUGGAAGUCAUGGACAAAACAAAAAAAAUUGAUAUUCACUUUAGAUCGCUUUAGAAAAUUUAAAUAAAUUUGAUGUUUAUUCAACCACAAUACAAGAA